Molecule: messenger RNA, 2466 nt
Organism: Xenopus laevis (African clawed frog)
Lineage: Eukaryota; Metazoa; Chordata; Amphibia; Anura; Pipidae
Product: mucin-5AC-like
Exons: 9
Coding region: 1-2121 (706 amino acids)
Source: RefSeq, a predicted model, not a curated record
AUGGACAAGGAUGGCUGUGAAUAUUAUGCAUUAUGCAAUGAUACCUGCCAAACACAAAGAUAUGUUGGAAAGUGUACCACUACAACUGUCAGUCCACCCACUACAACAACUACAGGUUUCACACCAACAACAACUUGUCUUAUGUGGAUGCCAACUGAAUCAUACACUCCACCAUCAGAUUCAAAAUCAUCAACUGUAUCACUUCCUCCACAUGUUGGAACAGAGUCAAGCUACCACACACCAAAUACAGGUGUAUCAUCAUCCUCCACAUCAUCUACACCUGGAUCAGACAACAUGCACUCAACCAGUGUCUCAUCACCACCUGAUGUUUCAAGCUCCAGAUCAAGCUCUACAUCAUCUACACCAGGAUCAAGUGACAUACACACUACACCAGGUUCAAAACAAGGUCAAUCAACCAGUGUUUCAUCGCCACCUGAUGUGUCAAGCUCCAGAUCAAGUUCUACAUCAUCUACACCAGGAUCAAGUGACAUACACACUACACCUGAUUCAAGUCAAGGUCACUCUACCAGUGUCUCAUCACCACCUGAUGUGUCAAGCUCCAAAACAAGUGUUACAUCAUCUACACCAGGAUCAAGUGACAUACACACUACACCUGAUUCAAGUCAAGGUCACUCUACCAGUGUCUCAUCACCACCUGAUGUGUCAAGCUCCAAAACAAGUGUUACAUCAUCUACACCAGGAUCAAGUGACAUACACACUACACCUGAUUCAAGUCAAGGUCACUCUACCAGUGUUUCAUCACCACCUGAUGUGUCAAGCUCCAAAACUAGUGUUACAUCAUCUACACCAGGAUCAAGUGACAUACAAACUACACCUGAUUCAAGUCAAGGUCACUCUACCAGUGUCUCAUCACCACCUGAUGUGUCAAGCUCCAAAACAAGUGCUACAUCAACUACACCAGGAUCAAGUGACAUACACUCUUCUACACCAUAUUCAACAAAUGAAUGUCAGUGCUUCAUGCCGGACUGCUCAACAGGAUUCCGCGUGGCUGCUAUGAAAUCGCGUAUAAACUCCUGUCCUAAUGUUACAUGUGUACCUGAUGCAGUCUGUGUGUAUGGAAGUGAAACAUAUCAGGUUGGAUCUAGUAUCCCACAACCUGCAGAUUCUUGUCAGAAAUGUGAAUGCUCUCAAGAAAUGGACACAAGAUCAGAAUUCUACAUUGUAAAAUGCCAACCAAUUGUGUGUGACACAACCUGUAGUAGAGGUUAUGAAUACAAAAUGAAAGCAGGCCAGUGCUGUGGAGAGUGUGUACCUAUCCAAUUAAAAUGCACAAUGACAGGAAAUUUCGGAGCAAGUAAAAACACAGGAGGCACAGGAAGCACAGGAGAAACAGGAAACACUGGAAGCUCAGGAGAUACAGGAAGCACAGGAGGCACAGGAAGCACAGGAGAAACAGGAAACACCGGAAGCUCAGGGGAUACAGGAAGCACAGGAGGCACAGGAAGCACAGGAGAAACAGGAAACACUGGAAUCUCAGGAGAUACAGGAAGCACAGGAAGCACAGGAAGCACAGGAGAAACAGGAGAAACAGGAAACAGUGGAAGCUCAGGAGAUACAACAAACACAGGAGGCACAGGAUACACAGGAAACACCAUAAUGGAUCUAGAGAUCGGUGAAAUAUAUCGCAUACCAAAUAAUACUUGUGCCUAUUAUGAGUGCAGAGAAGAAUAUGGUGUGGCUAUCCUCACCAAGGUGGAGAAAGUUUGUCAGCCAUUGGAUGUCUCCAUAUGCGACAUGAGUACUCUUACAUAUGAUGCUGACAAUUGCUGUAGGACAUGCACACCUAAAACAGAAUUCAUAGUAACACCACCUCCAGAGGUCAUAGAAAACUGCAGUGUACGUAAGAAUGCCACAGUCCUUGAACAAGAUGACUGUAUUCUCGAGGUGGAACUGUCUUUCUGUGGAGGACCCUGCAUGGGAUCUUCAAUGUAUUCAAUGGCAUCCAGUGGAUUUGACCAGAAAUGCUCAUGCUGCAAGGAGAUGGAGCUUGUAACAAGGAAUGUGGACUUGCUGUGUGCUAAUGGAAGACGCCAGAGCUACCAAUAUGUUGAUGUGUUGAGUUGUGGCUGUGCUGGAGCCGUUUGUACCCCAGCAGUAUAAAUAUAAACCAAAUUAAUCACCAAUCCUUGGAAACAUGCAUUGCAGGCUAAGGUCCUCCUUAAAGCAAAGAGCUGGAACUGAAACUUAGGAAAAAUGUAUAAAGUCCACAUAAUUGAUAUCUUUCUAUUCAUUGAUUUUAGAACAUUAGCUGGUUUCAAUUGUUCUGGGGGGGGGAGUGUAACUACGCCUUAACUCCCCCCUGUAUGAUAGACUUUGCUGCUUAGACCUGUGACUGUAUUGCUCUUGUAAACUAGAAAAUAGUGUCUUAGAAUACAGUGAUUUAGUAUUAGUUAUCUUGCUAUUCUUUUGUAAAUGUCCUCAAAAAUAAAUUUUAGAUUGCAAAUA